AUGCAGACGGUGCCUAAGAAGGUGGCGACAAAGAAAAAGAAAUGCCCUAUCUGCAAGUGCUCGCUGUCUUCUUCUUACGCUAAGAAGCUCUGUCAGCAGUGCAUUGAGAAGACGGUGGCUGAGGAGACUCCGAGUCUUCUAAAAGACAUUAAGUCUAUUAUGUCCGAAGUCAAAAAUUCCCUGAAAGCCGGUAGGAAGAGAAGAAGAGCGGUGAGGCAGGAGUCCGACGUGGAAUCGGAAGGUAGCGGCUCUCUCUCCGGGGAUGAGGACUCUAAUGAUUCCUUCUCUUCUGAGGAUGACACAAAAGAAGGAAAGUUCCUAUUUCCAGCAGAAGAUACGGACAAAUUGUUAAAGGUUAUCCGAUCUACCCUGGAGUUGGAAUAUACCAGAGAAAAUAGAUCUGUAGAGGAUGUUGUGUUUGGGGGACUUAGGGAAAGGAAGCGUAGGUGUUUCCCUGUCCAUAAAUCGGUUUCAGCUGUGAUAGAAAAAGAAUGGAAAAAACCGGAUAAAAAAACGUUUAUUUCUAAGACCUUUAAACGGAAGUACCCCUUUGAGGAAGAGGCGUCUACAUCUUGGGACAGGGCCCCGAAACUGGAUGUAGCCAUUUCCAAGAUUUCUAAAAAAUCCGCUCUGCCCUUUGAGGACAUGGGAUUCUUAAGGGAUCCCUUAGAUAAAAGAAUAGAUUCUUCCCUUAAGAAUUUGUGGGAAUCUUCUGCGGCUGCUUUCAGGCCUAGUAUAGCUGCCACUGUGGUUGCGAGAUCUAUGUCACUGUGGUUGGAUAGGCUAGAGGGGCAGAUUAGGGAUAAAUGCCCUAGAGAGCAGUUGUUAGCAUCUAUGCCCACUUUCCAGAAGGCCACAGACUUUAUUGCAGAUGUUGCAGUGGACGCGGUGAGGCUGGAAGCGAGAGCCGCAUCCCUUUCCAAUUCUGCGCGACGUGCUUUGUGGCUUAAGAAUUGGAAAGGGGGAGAUAUGCCGUCCAAGCUGAGGCUUCAGCUUGACUCUAUUUCUGACCUUCUCUUUGGCACAAAGGUCUUGAGUACUGUUUCCCACCCUGAGGAUGAUCUCUGAAAUCUCUCUCUAAGGUGCUGUCGUGGGGGAGGGGAAAAAUGAUGAUUACACUUACCGGUAAUCGGAUUUUCCUGACCCCACGACAGCACCUCUUUAUUCCCUCCCUGUUGGUGUAAGUCUGUGUGUUCACGGGUGUUGCAAAAAAAAAAAGAAGAAUGUUAAACUAACGUAAGGGGAGUCCCUCUCAUGCUCUGGAAACUCACUGAGGUGGGAGAGCGGCUCCACCUUUUUAUGCUGCAGGAUUCCUGUCCUG
Bufo bufo (common toad) is the source of this 1321-nucleotide messenger RNA. RefSeq lists its product as uncharacterized. The record is from RefSeq and is a predicted model, not a curated record. Lineage: Eukaryota; Metazoa; Chordata; Amphibia; Anura; Bufonidae. The transcript has 3 exons. The coding region runs from base 1 to 1068 and encodes 355 amino acids.